GGCGGCCGCGGGGGCAUGGGGCUGUGCGGGGGGGGCUGGGCGCGCUGCGGGGCGCUGCGGUUGCGGCUGCCCGGGGCGCGGGGCCCGCUCUGGGCGCUGCGGCCGCCGGGCCGUGCGGGCGGGUGGGCGCCGCCGCGGGAGGCUGGGCACUGGGCGGCGGCGGGCGGGCCGGCCCCAGCCUCGGCCCCGCGGGGGGCCCGCGGGCUGCGGAGCUCCAACCCCUUCACCCGGCGGCAGGAGGAGGAGUGGCGGCGCCGGAACCGGUCGGCGCUGGCCUACAUCGUGGCCGCCGCCGUGGGCAUGGUGGGCAUGUCCUACGCGGCCGUGCCGCUCUACCGCCUCUACUGCCAGGCCACCGGGCUGGGCGGCACCACGGGCGCCGGGAGCGGCGCGGAGCGAGUCGCUAGCAUGGAGCCGGUGCGGCACCGCCGCCUCAGGGUCACCUUCAACGCCGACGUGCACGCCAGCAUCCAGUGGGAAUUCCGACCCCAGCAGAGUGAAAUCUACGUGGUACCAGGAGAGACCGCACUGGCGUUUUAUAAAGCGAAAAAUCCUACUGACAAACCAAUAAUUGGAAUCUCUACCUACAACGUCAUACCCUUUGAAGCAGGACAGUAUUUCAAUAAAAUACAAUGUUUUUGUUUUGAAGAACAGCGAUUAAAUCCUCACGAGGAAGUGGACAUGCCUGUCUUUUUCUACAUUGAUCCAGAAUUUGUAGAGGACCCUAAGAUGGCUAAAGUUGAUUUGAUCACCCUCUCUUACACUUUUUUUGAAGCAAAGGAAGGACAGAAAUUACCACUUCCUGGAUAUCAGUAAUGGGCAAACUCUACACAAUUUGACUUCUGCUACCUGACUACCAGUUUCAAAACCAUUUUUCCAUGGAAGGAAUAACUGCAGAGUACUGUGUAAUAUGAAAUUAUAUUAUUAAACCACCACGGGUACGUGGUGUUGUUAUGAAAGGGUGUAUUUCUUUUUAAAAAUCCAAACUUAGGUAGUUGGAAUAUUAUUUCUUCAUCAGACAAUAGAAGGGAACACUGUUGCUGGAAGAGAGGUUUUCUCAAGACAUCUUUUGUAAGAUGAUAUGUGUUGGCUGAAUAUUGUAAGACUAGACUGUAUUGCUAUGUAACACUCCUGUGGCACAGGAGGAUGUGAUGAUUCAGAAUAUGAUGCACCCUGUCGAAUUAUUACUGAAUCAGUAGUUCAUUUGGUAAGAGCAGAUUGCUCUAGAACUGUUAUAAUUUGAAUGAGGAACAGUAAUUUAAGUGUAAGCACAUCAGAUCUGUGGUAUGGUUUCCAUUUAGAAAGACUAUCUUCAAAUUUCAAUGUUGUGUUCAACUAAUUUAAAAUGUCUGUACUGCUAAUGACCGCUCUUCCACUCUGCAGAGGGCCGUAUGCUGGGCACCUCUACACAGAGACAGGCUCAGCUUAUGUAUGAAACGCGUAGAAGGGAGAGGCAGCACAUAAACAACUGUGCUAAAUUGCAGGCUCAAUUAACAGCAUGAAUUAACAUCAAAACCCAGAAGGAAAUCAGCCUCAUUCAGAGGUUAAGCCCCACAAAGCCUGCCCGGCAGCCUAUCGGUUUUUCAGAGGUACUCAUAGGUACUCUGUUUACCGUCAGAACACGUAAGCCUGUAUUUAUGUAACUUUUGGUCAUUAUCUGUAGGGAUAAUAACACUUUUAUCAUAGCUCUCUGCAAACGAGAAGCAAGUUGCAGAGCAAGUUUAAGUGACCUACUCGUUUUCAGACAGCCCAGUAUCUCAUCCCAUAUGCCAGUUCUUUCUACCCCUUUCAGCAGAUGAGAUCUAAUAAAGACUACUGUUGGUGUGUCUGGACUCUAAAAAGGCAAUGGGUAUAUCAGAAACAACUUACAGUCACUUUAGUCUCAAUUAUGUUUGUAUACAGUAAUUUAAAACCUGCUUUUUUGAAGAUAAAUGGAUACUAUCUUUAAAAUGCGUUACUGUACCAGUUGUGUGUGUUUAAAUAGAUUCUGGAUGACAUUAAUACAGUGAAGACCUGACAUGAAA
This is a messenger RNA of Falco peregrinus (peregrine falcon), 2024 nucleotides long. RefSeq names its product cytochrome c oxidase assembly protein COX11, mitochondrial. The record is from RefSeq and is a predicted model, not a curated record. Gene Ontology annotation, cellular component: mitochondrial inner membrane. Gene Ontology annotation, molecular function: copper ion binding. The transcript has 4 exons. NCBI's taxonomy places the organism in Eukaryota, Metazoa, Chordata, Aves, Falconiformes, Falconidae. Bases 16 to 816 code for a protein of 266 amino acids.